AUGCUAGAUCAUCCACGCAAAAUGAUACGUGAUACUUCGAUGUAUGCGCCAUUUCGUCAAAUUGCGCGGGGAAAAACACCCUCGUUGAAACGAUUGGCGCAAGAGGAAUUAGGUAGGACUAUUCAAGUAGGAAAGCAUUCUUCGGUUGAAGAUGCACGAGUAUGCAUGUUAUUAUAUCGUAAACAUAAAGUCUCAUGGGAACAAAUGAUGCGAACAAAAUUUAAAUUUGGUUCAAAAAAAUCUGGCCAGAAACGAAAAUAA
Messenger RNA from Dentiscutata erythropus, 261 nucleotides. NCBI's taxonomy places the organism in Eukaryota, Fungi, Glomeromycota, Glomeromycetes, Diversisporales, Gigasporaceae. The record is from the annotation of a GenBank genome assembly.